Molecule: messenger RNA, 5014 nt
Organism: Taeniopygia guttata (zebra finch)
Lineage: Eukaryota; Metazoa; Chordata; Aves; Passeriformes; Estrildidae
Product: hydrocephalus-inducing protein
Biological process (GO): cilium movement; axonemal central apparatus assembly
Cellular component (GO): axoneme
Source: RefSeq, a predicted model, not a curated record
AAAGGUUGGUUUUUUUUGGAGAGGAACUGUCUGCACUAAAUGGGAAGGUAUGAAUUACCAUCUUCAGCUUUUGAAGGGAAACAACUAUUCUUGUGUAUCUUCCAGAAAAUCCAUCUUUAUGAAGAUUUUGAUACUGCAUACUUCCAGCCACUUAAAUUUAAAAUGCUGGGAUUUGAAGCAGAGAAUAAUUCCCACUGAUAACAGUGGAAACUUGAAGUGAUCAGAAUGACUGCUCCCAAAGAUCCUAUUCCCCAUUUUAUCCCAGAAUGCCCAGAAAUGAACCUAAACUGAUUCAUUCAGUGUGGCUUUAGAAUACUAAUGCUUUACAUAGAGCAAUAUCUAGAUCUGACAUAGGUGCCUUUAUCACCAUAUUUUAAGCUUUCAUAAAUACUUACAGAAAGACUCUUCAGAAAGUGCCAUAGUAAAGUCAAUAGUUGAAGUGACAAUUUCCUUUGCAAAUCAGUAACUUCCUUGUAACUGAAUUUUAGUGUGCUUUUCUUGCCUGUCUAAUUUGCUGCAAAAUGCCAUUUAAGUCCUCUCCUCUCUCCUUCCCUCUCCUCCAAAAUGUGUUAGUAGUAGAGGUAGGUAAUGACUGAAGGAGGGGUGGAACGACAAGGAUUUUUUUUCUCCCUUUUCAAAUUAAUACAUAUUACAUAUAAAGUAAUAAUUAAUAAUGUUACUGUGCUGCCAGGUUGGUAUGCUAUAAUUUUAUCCACUGACAGUCUGGUUUUCCUUCCAAACAUAAAGGAUAAUUUAUUUUUUAUCUCUUUCAGGACAUUAUUGAGACUGAAAGCUUGGCUUUCAAAAAUACAGGAAACCCAGGAUGGUAAAAGUUGUACGGUACAAGGAUAUAGCCACUAACUAACAUAUUCAAAUAAUUUGGGUGAAUAGUCAGUGUAUGCUGACAGGUGCUUGUUUGGCUUGAAGUUUGGAAGGGGAGGAAGCAAUUGCAGGAAGUAAUCCUUAUCCAGUUGCUGAAAAAUUAAGUGUUUCUUAAACUGGGAAAUUUACCCGUGCACUACCAUCUUCACUGCUCAGAUUAAUAAAAACAAGGUUUUAUGGCUCUUUCCAUGUAGUCCAUAAAGUCUGAUGGAUUACCUGUUUCUUACUUUAUGUUUAAAGGAAAUUAAUCUCUUUCCAUAGGUUUUCUAACACCACCUCAGUUGCCUCAAUACUGGAAUGACAACACUCAGAAGAUUUCUUGAUAUCCUCAACUGUAGAAGUUUCCAGAAUCUAAAAGUCUGUCAGCACUGGGAAGAUAACUUCAAGUAGCAUUCUAGAUCUGCUUUUAGUAGCCCUCUAAAAGGAAAUUUUGUGGAAUAUCCCUGUGUCUGUCAAGUAACCGCAGUGCUUUAUAAAAACAGUUGCUUUAAGCAUCAGUUAUUCAGACAGUUCUUCUAGUUACUGUCCAGGAGGUUCUCAAUUUCUUCUGAAGUGCACAGGCAAACCAAGACUAGAUGUAAUUUUGCAGAAGAAAUUGUCCUUUUCUCCCUCCUUCCCUUCCACCCCACUAAAAUCAUUACCAGCCAUAGUAAUGCUUGGACAUGCUUCCCCCUCUGUGCUAUUCUAGUGUCCUGGGGCAUCACUGCAUGGAAGGGGAAAGAUCAGAGACAGGCUUGAAGGGAACUGAAUAGACGAGCCACUUGGACAUAAAGAAUGAACCUAGAUCAGAGCCUUUGCUUCUCCCUUCACUAUGAGGCUGAAAACUACUUCUUUCUGUGCAAGAAUCUCACUGUUUUAAUUUAAGUGCAUGAUUUUAGAUGCUUAUGGGGAGACGUGGCAGAAUGGAAGACUAGAGCUUAGAGCAAGACAUUUUAAAAACCAGCCUUCUCUGCUCUGCCUUACAGCCUGCUCGUUGAAAGGACAUGUCAGAGUCCAGGUUACAGACCAGACUGUAAGUAUCAUGUUCUUCUCGUUUUGUUUUUUUUUUUCUGUAUUUUCCAAAACACAGUCCUGCAGUUUCACUUCAGGUGGCACAUCUGACAGCUGUCACCUAAGUUUCAUGAAGGCCAAGAGAAAUGGGGGGAAACGACAUAAAAAGCUAAUGGCCAGCUAUGCUAUCCUGAGACCUCAUGAGUACCUUAUUUUUUUUCCCCUGGUUGGCUGGAGUGCAGGUUUAGUUAUUUGAUAUUCAAAUUUACCUAUUUAACUAUUUAAUUUAACUAUAGCAGAAACAGAAUCAAACCUUAACUGUGUUUUGCUUUGCUUUGACCCUAGAGGGCAUUUGUUUUGACUCCAUAUUAUUAAACUUGCCUUGUUUCCAAACGGAAAAGUCCUACUGAAUCACAGUUCAUCUACUUUCACUCAAGUAAAAUCUCAUUCCUUUUCUCCUCUCCCAGGACUAACUCAUAACUAGAUUUUAAACAAUUAUUUUGUCAAUAGGAAUCAUUCUCUUAACACCUUAAUUAUAUUACUGUCUCAUGGGAAUGGUUUGGAUUCUAACCUCUGUCAUCAAUUUACAGCUCAGGUUCUUAAGGAAGCACCCUGAAAGAGAUGAUGCCUAUUAUUCUUAGCUCAAGUAUGUGUUGAAUAUCAACUGUGCGCUUAAAAGCUGCUUACACCACUGAAGUAUAAAAGGAACUGUAUUUUCUUACAGGUACAGGCUUUGAAAAUCCAGAUAAAUUUGUGGUUGGAUAUGCUCUUGACUCUAAUGAAUACUUCAGAGAUCUAAAUUGAGUUGGUAAUGCAAUAUAGGUGCAUAAGAAAUGUUUGUGCUUCACCUUUUUAUAAUUGCAGGACAUUCUGGACCCCCAGGAGGGUGAGCAGCAUACAAUCUGCAGCCACAUCUUGAAAAUAAAAUAACUUGUAAUUUGACUUUAAUUGGAUAUUUGUCUUAGGUCAAUCCUAUGUUGCUCUUCUGUCACCAGGUCUUUAAAGCGGCCGUGCAGGGACUCUCUGUGAAGGUUUUCCAUACACUUCUGGAUAACAUGGCUUUUUGUUGAGGCAUUGUUGCUUGUCGGGGAUAUCCUCCCUUCAAAAUGGCUUCUGGAUUCCCAGAAAAGACACCAACACCUCCGUCUUCUGUCCAGGGAGAUGCUGAAGUCUUUAACUGCCGUGAGAGCAGGCUGCCCCUGCACAUCAGAGGGGAAGGCCAAAGACCCUUGGUUGAAUUCAGCUCUCCUUCACUGAACCUUGGGAACAUUCCUAUCAACACCCCCCACAUCUGUCAGGUGAAGCUGAUUAACCAAGGAGCUAUUAAUGCUCCCUUCACCUAUAGCCCUUCAACUGCAAACGUGGGCUUCUGCUUCAAGUUUGCACCUGAGGAGGGCAUCAUUACACCAGGUGGGAUCCAGACUAUUCAGAUCUCCUUCAGUCCCACUGUGCUGGGGACGUUUGAGGAAGAAUUUCAGUUCAGUGUGGCUGGAUCUCCUGUGCCUGCAAUCCUGACCAUCAAGGGCAAUGUCACUCAACCGACUUUGCGCUUCGACCUCGAUGAGCUCAGCUUCGGGGACAUCUCCUUUGGCUUUCCCUACACCCAGAGCUGUCGCCUGACUAACGCCUCCCCGGUGCCCGUGACGUUCAAGCUCCGCAUGUCGGACGAUGGCACGCAGCCUGCUGUGAAUGUCUUUGAUCAGAUACGCAGCGACAGUGACCCGUCCUGGAGGGAGGGAAUUCGUUUUUUUGUGGAGCCAAGGGAGUUUACAAUGAAUCCCAGCCAAGGGACCAUCCUCCCCCAGGGACAUCAGGAUAUCGAGGUGACCCUGUGUUCCAACACGGUGAUGGAUUUCUACCGGAAAAUGCUGGUGGACCUGGAGGGUGUUGGCAAGGGAGUGGCAUCACUGGUCAUCACAGCCAGGUGUCUCGUUCCUGAGCUGCAAGUGUACCCCCAAAUCCUGCUGUACGAUGAGUGUCAGCUGAAGGUGCCAUACCAGAGGAAGUUCCUCAUUGCAAAUAACACCGACCUUCCUGGCUGCUACGGGCUUAUUCCCCAGAAACGCAAGGAGGACUCUCCUGUGUUCUACUCCAGCCACAAACCCUGUGGGAUUGUCUACCCUCACAGCAUUGCAGAGAUUCCAGUUACAAUUGAAGUCCAAACACUGGGCAAGCAUGACACCGACGUUCUUAUCGGCGUGUUUGGGGAUGAGAGAAACCCACUGAGACCAGAAUUACGGAGCUCUGGACAGCUGGCAGAAAUCUACCCAAGUCCAAGGCUGAUAGAUUUUGGCAUGGUCCCAGCACUACAGCCUACAUCACGAAGCUUUAUCCUCUUCAACAACAGUCUUGCCUCUACAGACUUCAGGAUGGAGAUUCCUCGCCAAGCCCACUGCUUUGCCAUUGAACCCAGAGAAGGAGUGAUCCCCGCUAGGGGUGAGGUGCCUGUGACUGUCACAGCAACCCUGGAUGACACUGGACUCUUUGUUAGCGUUAUCCAGCUGUUCAUUGGGGACAGCCUUUGGACUGCCUGUGGGCUGGUGGCUUUGGGCACUGACAGCACAAUUGUCAUAGACAAACCAUGUGCCCCAGAGCUUCCAGGGCAGCCAGAGUGACGUCCUGGAUUUCCACAGAUUGGCUCUUGCAAUUAAGGAAUAACUAUUGUGCAAAUAUUAAGAAAAGCUUUAGUGAUGUAUAGUUAUGUUAUGGUAGUUUAGAUGUCCUCUGUUCUCCCCAGAGUCCCCUUCCCCCACCCCUGUAUUUUUACCAUCAGACAGCCUGGGUUGUCUAGGACAGGUAGAAAGAAGGCGAGCACAUGUGCCCUGUCCCUGGGGCAGCUGGGAAUGGAAAACUUGUUGCUUAGAGGGUGUGGCAUGGCAACACCCCAUCUCCAAUCAAGUUGCAAGAAAGCAAUCUCCACUGAUAAAUGGCAAAGAAGAGCUGACUGACACACUUUGGGAGGGACCAGGGUUGGCUGAUGCAACCCCCCCAGGGGUAUAAAGGACUGAGCAUCCAUCUUGAAGAUGAACCGACCACGUGGUGUCCAUGAGGGCAGUUCCCAGCGCUGCAAAUUUUUCCUUAUGUAGUCCUUUUGUUGUAUUUUUGUUAAAAUGUAAUAAACCUUUUUACAUUUUCAAAGUGA